GCCAUGCCCCGCAACCACAGCGGAGAUGAGGGCGGUUCUGGCCUCUGGAUGAAGACUUCUCCUGGGCAUCGCGUUGAGGGUUAUGACUUGAAAGAUGUGGAGUCUGGUGGCAGGAUGAUGAACAACAAUACUUCUCGAGUGGAAGACGGUUUGUUGUCCGCCUCGAUUGGCCCCCAUUCCAGCACAGGUGCGGAGAGUCACCGGGGAAAGCAAGGCGCCCGCCUAAGUCUGUUGGGGAAGCCGCUGGUGUAUAGUUCGCAGAGUGGCCGGAGAAACGUGCGCUACCGGAGGCUCCAGAACUACCUGUAUAACGUACUGGAGAGACCGCGUGCCUGGGCAUUCGUCUAUCACGCUUUUGUGUUUGUGCUGGUAUUUGGCUGUUUGGUACUAUCUGUGUUCUCCACCAUCCCAGACCAUCAGGAGUUAGCUUCCCACUGUCUCCUGAUCUUGGAGUUUGUAAUGAUUGUUGUCUUCGGGCUGGAGUAUAUCAUUCGGAUCUGGUCGGCCGGCUGCUGCUGCCGCUACAGAGGAUGGCAGGGGCGACUGCGCUUCGCACGGAAGCCAUUUUGUGUCAUAGACAUCAUUGUGCUCAUCGCCUCAGUUGCCGUGGUAUCGGCAGGCAGCCAGGGCAACAUCUUUGCCACAUCUGCGCUGCGCAGCCUACGCUUUCUGCAGAUCCUGCGCAUGGUGCGCAUGGACAGGCGAGGAGGCACCUGGAAGCUGCUUGGCUCUGUCGUUUAUGCACACAGCAAGGAGCUAGUCACAGCCUGGUACAUCGGCUUCCUGGUGCUCAUCUUCUCCUCUUUCCUGGUCUACCUCGUGGAGAAAGAUUUUAACAAAGACUUCACUACCUAUGCUGAUGCGCUGUGGUGGGGAACGAUCACCCUCACCACUAUAGGUUACGGAGAUAAAACUCCCAAAACAUGGACAGGCCGAAUGCUCUCCGCUGUUUUUGCCUUAUUGGGAAUCUCCUUCUUUGCCCUGCCUGCGGGGAUCCUGGGCUCUGGUUUUGCUCUGAAGGUGCAAGAGCAACACCGACAGAAACACUUCGAGAAGAGGAGAAACCCAGCAGCCUGCCUCAUACAGUGUGUUUGGCGUAGCUAUGCAGCUGAUGAGAACUCGGUUUCCAUAGCAACCUGGAAGCCUCAUUUGAAGGCGUUGCAUACCUGCAGUCCUACAAAAAAGGACCAAGCAGAGUCAUCAACAAGCGGUCAGAAGCUGAGUUUUAAGGACCGGGUUCGGAUGGCCAGUCCUCGUGGCCAGAGCAUUAAAAGCAGACAGACGUCAGUGACAGACAGACGUUCGCCCGGGGCUGAGAUAAGUGCCGACGGCUCCAGCCCCGCUAAAGUCCAAAAGAGCUGGAGUUUCAACGACCGCACCCGCUUCAGACCGUCCCUUCGACUGAAGAGCCAGUCCCGCUCCACCACAGAUGGUGAGGCUAACCUGGGUGUGGAUGAUGGAUUUGAUGAGAGGGGCUGUAACUGUGAGCUGUCUGCUGAAGAUCUGCUGCCCGCAGUGAAAGCCGUCAUCAGAGCAGUCAGGAUAAUGAAGUUCCACGUGGCCAAGAAAAAGUUUAAGGAAACUCUACGGCCCUAUGACGUGAAGGAUGUCAUAGAACAGUAUUCAGCUGGGCACCUUGACAUGCUUUGUCGAAUUAAGAGCCUGCAAACAAGAGUGGACCAGAUCCUGGGCAAAGGGCCAAUUCCCCUGGAUAAAAAGGUCAGGGAGAAGCUACUGUCUGAGGGAGAUCUCCUGGAGGACGUGAGCAUGCUAGGCCGAGUGUGUAAGGUAGAGAGACAAGUCCAGUCUAUAGAAUCCAAACUGGACUCGUUGUUGGAUAUCUACAGGCAGGUUCUGCGCAAGGGCUCUUCUUCAGCGUUAACUCUCUCCUCUCUACCCCUGUUUGAACUGGAGCAGACCUCUGACUACCAGGGCUCCGUCUUCACCAAGGACCUGUCCUGCUCCAAUCAAGUGAGCCACUCCAACAGCGCCGGCCUCCCUCGGGCUAACCUCCACCUCAUCCUGGCCCCCAACGACCUUGGUCUCAACCUCAGCAACUCAUCUCCGCCUUGUCCUGCAACACCUUUCCAACCAUCUAAUCCACCCCUCAGUCCCUCUGGUCUGUCCAACCCCCAGGCCCCUACACUUGAUUGUUCCACGACUGGUAGCCCUCCUCCCAUCCUAAACCCAAAUAACCUACGCUCAAUGGGACAUUUCCCCACGUUGGCCCGACCACCCCCACCCCCUCCCCCCUCCUCCACCAUGACCUCCAUUCUGCAGCGCCCACCCAUGCCCCCUCCACCCAGUAGAACCCUCACAGCAGAUCCAGUGGAUCCAGCAGACUUUCAGCCCUCCAGUUUAACAGGAGUGAAGGAGAAUGUAGAAACGGGCCAAGGACUGAGGAGGUUCCAACAGAGGAGCAAACCCAGCGCUAAAGAAGACGGUUCCUGGAGAAGACACAUGAGUCUGGAGAUGGACCCUUUAGCCGCUCUGUCCCUCGCCCCAGCUCCGGAACCCUGCGGCGACGACCGGGGUCUGGGUAAGUCGCUGUCAGUGCAGGACCUGAUUCAGUCACCGCUGGAGGUGGACGGACACGCUAGCCUAAGCUCCAGCAGUAGUCACGCUUCCUCCCUGGUCACAGGCAUUCAAGGAGAACCAGGGUCGGGCUGGGGGGAGGCUGACCUCUUCAUCAGCGACCAGGACCUGGAGGCUCAAGUGCGUGACUUUGACUUUCUCUCACAGCCCUCGGUAGAUUGUACUUUUUCCUCAGAGCUGCUGAGGACGGACACGGGAGCUGCCGGAUCAAACCGUAGCCUGCAAGCAGGACACACACCCAGCACAAGUAGUAGUGGCGAGUCCAUCAGCAUGCCUCACGUUCGGCUAAAAUAA
This is a messenger RNA of Chanos chanos (milkfish), 2889 nucleotides long. It is a transcript of the gene kcnq5b, whose product is annotated as potassium voltage-gated channel, KQT-like subfamily, member 5b. NCBI's taxonomy places the organism in Eukaryota, Metazoa, Chordata, Actinopteri, Gonorynchiformes, Chanidae. The transcript is spliced from 14 exons. Gene Ontology annotation, biological process: potassium ion transmembrane transport. Gene Ontology annotation, cellular component: membrane; voltage-gated potassium channel complex. The record is from RefSeq and is a predicted model, not a curated record. Bases 4 to 2889 code for a protein of 961 amino acids. Gene Ontology annotation, molecular function: voltage-gated potassium channel activity.